Eutrema salsugineum is the source of this 2282-nucleotide messenger RNA. Its product is annotated as receptor-like protein 12. The transcript is spliced from 2 exons. Gene Ontology annotation, molecular function: protein binding. Lineage: Eukaryota; Viridiplantae; Streptophyta; Magnoliopsida; Brassicales; Brassicaceae. Bases 1 to 2013 code for a protein of 670 amino acids. The record is from RefSeq and is a predicted model, not a curated record.
AUGAUUUGUUUGUGUUAUUCAGAGUUUAUUUUUAGUUCCAAUAAGCUUAGUGGUAACUUUCCAAUUUCCCUUCUAAAUUUGACAGAGUUGUCGUAUUUAUCACUCACUUCCAAUCAACUCACAGGAACGCUUCCCUCAAACAUUAGCUCACUCUCCAACUUGCGAGAUUUUUGGGCAUAUGACAACGAUUUCGUUGGAACCAUUCCUUCUUCUCUCUUCACCAUUCCUUCUUUGAAAGAUAUCAGUUUGUCAAAUAACCAACUCGACAGCCUUCUUGAGUUUGGGAAUAUAUCGAAGCUAGAGUGGUUAUAUGUUGACGGUAACAACUUGAGAGGGCCAAUUCCGAGAUCUGUUUCCAAAUUAGUCAACCUCAGGGGACUUGACCUUUCCAACUGGAACACUCAAGGCCCCUUUGACUUGAGUAUCUUCUCGCAUCUCAAGUCGCUCCGAGAUCUUACCUUAUCCCAUUUGAACACCACCACUACGAUUGACUUGAAUUCCAUCUUAUCAUGUUCUCAGAGGCUGGAAACAUUGGAUCUCUCAGGGAGCCAUGUUUCAGCCAAAACCAAGAGCUCAGUUUCAGAUCCUCCUUCGCAAAUGAUAAGUAAGUUAACCUUGUCAGGCUGCGGUGUUACCGAAUUUCCAAAGAUCAUAAGAACCCUGCAUUCAAUGAUUUAUCUAGACAUUUCCAACAACAACAUCAAAGGUCAAGUGCCUGGCUGGUUAUGGACACUACCAAAUCUGACAUACGUGAAUCUUUCCAACAACACUUUCAUCAGUUUCGAAAUACCAACGAAACAAGGACUAUCCUCUGCCAUGCGGUUCUUGUUUGGCUCCAAAAACAAUUUCACUGGAAAGAUUCCCUCCUUCAUAUGCGCGUUGGGCUCUCUAAUCAUUCUCGAUUUAUCUGAAAACAACUUCAAUGGUUCAAUCCCUCUUUGUAUGGAGAAUCUCAAGAGUAAUCUUUGGGUUCUAAACCUCCGUCAUAAUCGUCUUAGUGGAGGCCUUCCCGAGAAUGUAUUUGAACGUCUACGGUCGCUUGACGUUGGUUAUAACCAACUGGUGGGAAAGCUUCCAAGAUCUUUGAUCCAUUUCUCUGCCCUUGAAGUUCUAAAUCUGGAAAGCAACAGAUUCAACGACACAUUUCCGUUCUGGUUGAGUUCUCUACCAAAGCUGCAAGUUCUUGUCUUACGCUCCAAUGCAUUCCAUGGAUCGAUACAUCGAGCCUCCUUCCUUCAGUUAAAAAUCAUGGAUAUCUCGCAUAAUCACUUCAACGGAGUUUUACCAUCGGAUUACUUUGUGAACUGGAGUAAAAUGUCAUCACUUGGGACAGAAAAAGAUCGGUCGGAUGUAAACUACAUGGGAGAAGGUACCUAUUACGAAGAUUCAAUGGUUUUGAUGAAUAAAGGUGUAGCAUUAGAGCUGGUACGUAUCCUGAAAAUCUUCACAGCACUCGACUUCUCCGGAAAUAGAUUUGAAGGAGAAAUUCCAAGGUCCAUCGGCCUAUUGAGAGAGCUUCAUGUGCUCAACUUGUCAAACAAUGCUUUCACUGGCCACAUACCAUCAUCUAUGGGUAACCUGACAGCUCUCGAGUCACUUGACGUUUCUCAAAACAAGCUUUCAGGAGUGAUCCCACAAGAGCUAGGGAAUCUCUCGUACCUUGCGUACAUGAACUUCUCCCAUAACCAGCUUGUCGGUCUUGUACCUGGAGGCACUCAGUUUCGAACGCAGUCUUGCUCUUCCUUCGAAGACAACUCGGGACUUUUUGGCCCUUCUCUUGACGAAGUUUGCAAAGAUAUACACAAGACAUCAUCGCAAGAGUAUGAAACACCGGAGGAGGCAGAGGACGAAGAUGAAGAGGUGUUUAGUUGGAUUGCAGCUGCAAUAGGAUUUGGACCUGGCAUUGUAUUAGGAUUGACGAUUGGAUACAUAUUGGCCUUCUACAAACCGAGGUGGUUCACGAGUUCUUUUGGUCGAAACAAACGCAGAAGCAGAAGCACCACAACUCAUUAAGAGAGCCUUCUUGGACCCAAUAUGAAGAAUCUUUGGAAAAGAUAAUGAAGCAACCAAACCAAAGGACUGUAGAGAAGAAAGCUUGAGGAGAAGGCAACCCAUUUAUCAGUUAUUUUUUUCGGUUUAAUGUGUGUGUUUCUCGUUUACUCUGUUUUUAGCUAAUGUUUGUAUAUUUCUGUAUUUGAACAAUGAACUACUCUGUUUUCAAAGCUCAAACCUAUUCCUAUGUUUUGAGAGAGGUAGUAAUGUUAUUUCUCUGACUAUGUCCA